CCCAAGAAUGGACGAGGAAUGACACGGAUUAAAUCUGAAGGGACCAAGAUGCUGCACGUUAAAAGCACGUCCCUUGACGCCGCGCACAAGAUACAAUGCGACUUCCCGAUGCCAGGGCUUUAGUGGUAUAACCAAAUCUAGCAGGCGCGCGAGAGGGUUUAUUCACUUUUUCUGGACUGGGGGAAAGAUACCGCAGGGGUGAAUAACGUUGGUGUGUAUUUCUUUCAAUCGUAAGGACUUUUCAAGAUGUCAACGAAGGCAGAGCAAUUUGCCUCUAAGAUACGGUACUUGCAAGAGUAUCACAACCGUGUGCUUCACAAUAUUUACCCUGUGCCAUCUGGAACAGACAUUGCAAACACACUGAAAUACUUUUCCCAAACCCUGCUCAGCAUUCUAUCCCGUACAGGCAGGAAGGAGAACCAGGAAGCUUCCAAUUUGGCCGUGCCCAUGACCAUGUGUCUUUUUCCUGUGCCAUUCCCACUCACCCCAUCUCUAAGACCACAAGUCAGUUCCAUCAACCCUACAGUUACUCGCUCCCUCCUUUACAGCGUUCUGCGCGAUGCCCCGUCUGACCGCGGGGGGCAGCAAAGUCGGGACGCACAGCUCUCAGAGUACCCCUCUCUGGACUAUCAGGGGCUCUAUGUGACGCUGGUGACCUUGCUCGACCUGGUGCCCCUGCUACAGCACGGUCAGCAUGAUCUGGGACAGUCCAUAUUUUACACUACGACUUGCCUCCUCCCCUUUCUCAGUGAUGAUAUUCUCAGCACUUUGCCCUACACUAUGAUCUCCACUCUAGCCACUUUCCCUCCCUUUUUGCACAAGGAUAUCAUUGAAUACCUGAGCACCUCCUUCCUUCCAAUGGCCAUAUUGGGCUCUACCCGAAGAGAGGGGGGCGUCCCAGCCUAUGUCAAUCUGUCUGCCUCCUCUAUGCUGAUGAUUGCUAUGCAGUACACAUCCAACCCUGUCUACCACUGUCAGCUGCUGGAAUGUCUCAUGAAGCACAAACAGGAAGUAUGGAAGGACUUGUUAUAUGUCAUAUCGUAUGGACCAUCCCAAGUCAAGCCCCCAGCUGUACAGAUGCUUUUCCAUUAUUGGCCUAACCUGAAGCCCCCUGGUGCUAUCAGUGAGUACAGAGGACUGCAGUACACAGCCUGGAACCCUAUUCACUGCCAGCACAUUGAGUGCCACAAUGCCAUCAACAAGCCUGCUGUCAAGAUGUGCAUCGACCCCACCCUCUCUGUUGCCCUGGGAGACAAACCCCCUCCUCUGUACAUAUGUGAGGAAUGCAGCCAGAGGAUCGCAGGGGACCAUGCGGAGUGGCUGCUUGAUGUGCUUCUGCCUCAAGCGGAGAUAUCUGCUAUUUGUCAAAAGAAGAACUGCAGCUCCCACGUCAGGAGGGCAGUCGUCACCUGCUUCUCUGCCGGCUGCUGUGGGCGCCAUGGCAACCGCCCAGUCCGCUACUGCAAGCGUUGCCAUGUCAACCACCACAGCAGCGAGGUGGGGGCCUCUGCGGAGACCCACCUCUACCAGACCUCCCCCCCUCCCAUCAACACGCGCGAAUGUGGAGCUGAGGAGCUGGUGUGCACCGUGGAGGCUGUUGUCAGCCUGCUGAAGGAGGCGGAGAUCCACGCCGAGCUGCGGGAGUUCGAGAUGAACAAGCGGCGGCAGAUGGGCCUGUCCGCCUCGCACCACUCGCUGGACAACAUCGACUUCGACAACAAGGAGGACGACCAGCACGACCAGAGGCUCCUCAGCCAGUUCGGCAUCUGGUUCCUGGUGAGCCUGUGCACGCCGAGUGAGAACACGCCCACGGAGAGCCUGGCGCGCCUGGUCAGCAUGGUGUUCCAGUGGUUCCACUCCACCGCCUACAUGAUGGAUGACGAGGUGGGCAGCCUGGUGGAGAAGCUCAAGCCGCAGUUUGUCACCAAGUGGCUGAAGACGGUGUGUGACAUCCGCUUCGACGUCAUGGUCAUGUGCCUCCUGCCCAAGCCGGUGGAGUUUGCCCGGGUGGGAGGGUACUGGGACAAGUCGUGCAGCACGGUGACGCAGCUGAAGGAGGGUCUGAACCGGAUCCUGUGCCUGAUACCGUACAACGUCAUCAGCCAGCCGCUGUGGGAGUGCUUCAUGCCUGAGUGGCUGGAGGCCAUUCGCACAGAGGUGCCCGACCACCAGCUCAAGGAGUUCCGCGAGGUGCUCAGUAAGAUGUUCGACAUUGAGCUCUGCCCGCUGCCCUUCUCCAUGGAGGAGAUGUUCGGCUUCAUCAGCUGCCGGUUCUCGGGGUACCCAGCGUCCGUGCAGGAGCAGGCCCUGCUCUGGCUCCACGUGUUGUCGGAGCUGGAUAUCGUGGUGCCCCUGCAGCUGCUGAUUAGUAUGUUCUCUGAUGGGGUGAACUCCGUGAAGGAGCUGGCCAAUCAGAGGAAGGCGCGAGCAGCGGAGCUGUCGGGAAACGCCGGGGCGCGGAGGGUGAGCGUGGUUUCGGACCCGGGCCGGAGGGGGCAGCACAGCGCCCUCAGCCCGUUCCCCAGCCCUUUCCGGAGCCCCUUCCGCAGCCCCCUCCGCUGCAGCCCCUUCAAGAACCUGGGCCACGCCGCCGCCCACUGUGCCCUCGACCUGGACUGCGAGGACGACGACAUGAACCUGGGCUGCUUCAUCCUCAUGUUCGACCUCAUCCUCAAACAGAUGGAGCUGCAGGACGACGGCGUGACCAUGGGCCUGGACAACAGCCUGGCCAAGGACAUCAUGGGCAUCGUCAACAACGUCUUCCAGGCGCCGUGGGGCGGCUCGCACACCUGCCAGAAGGACGAGAAGGCCCUGGAGUGCAGCCUGUGCCAGUCCAGCAUCCUGUGCUACCAGCUGGGCUGCGAGCUGCUGGAGAGGCUGGCGCCCAAGGAGGAGAUCCGCCUGGUGGAGCCCACAGAGAGCCUGGAGGACAGCCUGAUCUUCCCCCGCCCAGAGUUCUCCAUCGGCACGGAGCAGGGCACCGAGGAGGGGGACAGCCCCGCCGGCAAGCAGACGGACAACCCCAGCAACCAGAGCCACUCCCCCGAGAACCCCUCCAUGAAGAACAAUGCUGAUAAGAAAUUCUCCUACCAGCAGCUGCCAGUGUCCCUCAAGCUUAUUUACACCAUACUGCAGGAAAUGUCUAAAUUUGAGGAGCCAGACAUUCUCUUUAACAUGCUGAACUGCCUGAAAAUCCUUUGUCUUCAUGGAGAGUGCCUGUACCUCGCCCGAAAAGACCACCCGCAGUUCCUGGCCUACAUCCAGGAGAAGAUGCUGAUACCCAGUCUGUGGCGCAUGCUGAAGUCCGAGUUCUGCCAGCUGGCCUCCCUGGCGGUGCCCCAGCUCCUGCACGCCCUCUCCCUGCCCCACGGAGCCGACAUCUUCUGGGGCAUCGUGGACAGCAACUUCAACAGCAAGGACUGGAAGAUGCGCUUUGAAGCAGUGGAGAGAGUGGCUGUGCUCUGCCGGUUCCUGGACAUCACUUCCGUGUCUAAGAACCACAUGCUGAAGUACUCUCUGGCCCACGCCUUCUGCUGCUUCCUGGCCGCCGUGGAGGACGUGAACCCAGCCGUGGCCACCCGAGCCCGCCUGCUGCUGGACACCAUCAAGAGGCCCGCCUUGCAGGGCCUGUGCCUGUGCCUGGACUUCCAGUUCGACACGGUGGUGAGGGACCGGCCCAUCAUCCUGAGCAAGCUGCUGCUGCUGCACUUCCUCAAGCAGGACAUCCCGGCACUCAGCUGGGAGUUCUUCGUCAAUCGCUUCGAGACGCUGUCCUUGGAGGCUCAGCUGCACCUGGACUGCAACAAGGAGUUCCCCUUCCCCACCACUAUAACAGCGGUACGGACCAACGUGGCCAACCUGAGCGAUGCCGCCAUGUGGAAGAUCCGCCGGGCCCGCUUUGCACGGAACCGGCAAAAGAGCGUGCGCUCACUCCGGGACAGCGUGAAGGGCCCGUCCGAGUCCAAACGGGCCUUCUCCCUCCCCGAGACGCUGAGCAACAGACUGCCUCUAAGGCUUACGAGGCAAGAGCAGUCUGCCCCCACUCUGGGAGAUAUGAUAGAGAAAGUCCUGCCAGCACGGUUUCUCCUGCCCUGUAACCCUGAUGGUUCAGCCCCUCUUCUAGGCCAGAACGCACCCGAGGACGACUCGGUCAUCAAGGACCUGCUCCCGGAGGAUGCAGGGAUAGACCACCAGACGGUCCACCACCUGAUCAUGGUGCUGAUGAAGUUCAUGGCCAAGGAUCAGAGCAGCGCCGAGGCGGACAUCGGCAGCGCCAAGGCCUUCAACACUGUCAAGAGACACCUGUAUGUGCUGCUAGGCUACGACCAGCAGGAGGGCUGCUUCAUGAUCGCCCCGCAGAAGAUGCGCACCUCCACCUGCUUCAACGCCUUCAUCGCGGGCAUCGCUCAGGUGAUGGACUACAACAUCGGACUGGGGAAGCAGCUGCUCCCCCUGGUGGUGCAGGUGUUGAAGUACUGCACCUGCCCCCAGCUGCGGCACUACUUCCAGCAGCCGCCCCGCUGCUCUCUGUGGGCGCUCCGCCCUCACAUCCGUCAGAUGUGGCUCAAGGCCCUGCUGGUCAUCCUCUACAAGUACCCCUACAGGGACAUGGACGUGAGCAAGGUGGUGCUGCACCUGAUCCACAUCACUGUCAACACCCUGAACGCGCAGUACCACAGCUGCAGGCCCCACGCCACCGCAGGGCCACUGUACAGCGACAAUUCCAACAUCAGCCGCUACAGCGAGAAGGAGAAAGAGGAGGACAGCGUCUUUGACGAAUCCGAUAUCCACGACACCCCAACCGGGGCGUGCAACAAAGAGUCCCAGACCUUCUUCGCCCGGCUCAAGAGGAUUGGCGGCAGCAAGUCUGUGAAGUACCAGCCAGUGGAGCUGAAUGCUCAGAAAAGUGACAUCGAGCUGUCUGAGUACCGGGAGGCCAGCGCCCUGCAGGACAGCAUCCUGCGCUGUGUAAGGGAGGAGAGCACCAAGAAGAAGCGGCUGCAGGCCAUGCACAAGCAGAAGUCCCUGGACAUCGGCAACACCGACUCCAUCCUGUACAACCUGGACGAGCACCGCAGGAAGUCCUGCAUCGACCGCUGCGACCUGCACGGCCCGCCCUCCUCCACCUACAGCGCCCGGCGCGCCGAGCAGCACGCCAAGGGCUCGUCGGACGGCAGCGACACACAGGAGCGCCGCGGCUCCCGGGACGGCCACCCCGACGGCAAGAGGCCGGUCAUCCCCGAGGUGCGGCUCAGCUGCAUGGAGACGGUGGAGGACAAGCAGGACUCCCCCGGCGGGGCCUCGCCGGCCAAGGAGGACCCCGACCUCAUCGACCUCUCCUCCGACUGCACCUCCAUCCCGGAGAAGCACUCCAUCCUGUCCAUGUCGGACAGCGACUCGCUGGUGUUCGAGCCCCUGCCACCCCUGCGCAUCGUAGAGAGUGACGAGGAGUUCGAGAUGCAGAACCCCGCCGGCGUCAAGCCCGACGGGAAGCUGCCUGUCUCCCCAGCCACCAGCAACAGCCUCCGCCUGGGGCCCGUGGUGCAGGUGAGCAUGGAGGAGUACUCCAAAGACGGCCACGCCCCUGACCCCAUGGGCAGCCCCCUGCAGCCUGUGGGGGGUAGGGCCUCCGUGACGCCCACCGCCUCCCUGGAGCUGCCCGACACCAACAAGGACCUCAUGCAGCCGGAGGACUGCAGAGACUCGUCCCAGGAAAGCCCCAUGACCCUCAAGCAGAAGAGGGACCUCCUGAAGAAGACCCCCGCCGUCCCCGAAAUGUCCCUGGAUGACGCCUGCGUGCACCCCGAGGACAUCAAGGCCGGCGGAGGGCCCGGUGCGAGCCCCACAGGGAAGUCUGUCUACCUGAAUGUCCCAGAGGAGGCGGGCGUAGGGGACGCCCUGGACCAGCUGGAAGAGGACAACAAUGACGACCUCGGUGACGAGGAGGACAGCGACCCCAAGCCCGAGGACGAAAACGACGAGGCCGAGUUCAAGAUCCAGAUCGUGCCUCGCCAGAGGAAGCAGAGGAAGAUCGCCGUCAGCGCCAUCCAGAGGGAGUACCUGGACAUCUCCUUUAACACCCUGGACAAGCUGCCAGACCAGCCCGCAGACUCAGAUCACAAAGCUCUGUCCGCUCUGGAAAAGCCGCGGGAAUCUGCCUCGGCUCCCACUCUCGAAGCUGCAAUCCCAGAAACGAGCAGCCGCUCUUCGAUAUCAACUCAGUACCGGCAGGUGAAGCGCGGCUCCCUGGGGGCCCUGACCAUGAGCCAGCUGAUGAAGAGGCAGCUGGAGCACCAGUCCAGCGCCCCGCACAACAUCAGCACCUGGGAGACAGGUGCUACCAAGACCAGCCUGCUGUCUGCUCCCAGUACAGUCAGCAUGUUUGUGCCCGCACCUGAGGAGUUCACUGACGAGCAGCCCUCCACCAUGACUGACAGGUGCCGUGACUGCGGCGCAGUGCUGGAGGAGUACGAUGAGGAGACCCUGGGGCUGGCUGUGGUGGUGCUGUCCAUGUUCAUCCACCUGAGCCCAGACCUGGCUGCACCGCUGCUCCUGGACAUCAUGCAAUCCGUGGGCCGGUUGGCUUCAACAGUGAAUUUCUCUGGCCAAGCUGAGAGCAUGUUAAUCCCGGGGAACGCGGCCGGCGUGGCCAAGCAGUUCCUGCGCUGCGUCUUCCACCAGCUGGCCCCCAACGGCAUCCUGCCCCAGCUCUUCCAGAGCAACAUCAAAGAUGGAAGUUUCCUGAGGACUCUGGCUUUAUCCCUCAUUGACUUUAAUGAACUGAGCUCCGUGGCUGCGCUGAACCAGCUGUUAGAGGGUCUUAACAACAAGAAGAGCCUUCCAGCAGGAAGCACCAUGCUGCACUGCCUAGACAACAUUGCAACCUUCAUGGAGGCCCUACCAAUGGACUCUCCAAGCAAUCUGUGGACCACUAUCUGCAACCAGUUCCAGACCUUCCUGACCAAACUGCCCUCUGUGUUACCCCUGAAGUGUCCACUAGACUCCAGCCUGAGAAUCAUUAUUUGCCUAUUAAAGAUUCCUGCUACAAGUGCCACAAGGAGCCUCCUGGAACCCUUCUCCAAAUUACUGAGCUUUGUGAUUCAGUACGGAGUCUUCAGCCUCUCCUACCUGGUGGAGCUCUGCGGUUUGUGCUACAGGGCCUUCAACAAGGAGAGGGAUAAGUUCUACAUGUCCAGGAUUGUUGUGCUGGAGCUCUUGCAGGCUCUGAAGUUCAAGUCUCCUUUACCUGACAUCAACCUGCUACUAUUGGUCCAGUUUGUUUGUGCAGAUGCUGGCACAAGACUGGCUGAAUCCACCAUUCUCCAAAAACACAUGAUUUCUUCACUUCCUGGGUGCACAACCGCUGCAAUGGAGUGCAUGAGGCAGUACAUCAGUGAGCUGCUGGACUUCAUUGCAGAUAUGCAUACACUGACCAAAUUAAAAAGCCACAUGAAGGCCUGCUGUCAGCCGCUUCAUGAGGACACCUUUGGUGGGAACCUAAAGGUGGGCCUGGCACAGGUGGCUGCCAUGGAGAUCAGCAAGGGCAAUCACCGUGACAACAAGGCAGUGAUCCGCUACUUGCCUUGGCUCUACCAUCCUCCAUCUACCAUGCAGCAAGGGCCGAAGGAGUUCAUUGAGUGCGUGUCACACAUUCGCCAGCUAUCCUGGCUGCUGCUGGGCUCCCUUACCCACUGUGCUUUGCACCAGGGCUCCACUUCCUGUAUGCCCAUCCCUCUGGACGCUGGGUCCCACAUCGCAGAUCACCUCAUCGUCAUUCUGAUCGGCUUUCCGGAGCAAUCCAAGACGUCGGUGCUGCACAUGUGCUCCCUGUUCCACGCCUUCAUGUUCGCCCAGCUCUGGACCAUCUACUGUGAGCAGGCGGCCGCCGCCCCGACGCUGCAGAACCAGAACCAGAACGAGUUCUCCUCCAGCGCCAUCCUCACGGGCCUGGAGUUCUGGAGCCGGGUCACGCCCAGCAUCCUGCAGCUCAUGGCGCACAACAAAGUGAUGGUGGAGAUGGUCUGUCUGCAUGUGAUCAGCCUCAUGGAGGCCCUUCAGGAAUGCAACUCAACCAUCUUUGUCAAGCUCAUUCCUAUGUGGCUGCCCAUGAUUCAGUCUAACUUAAAGCAUUUGUCGGCGGGGCUCCAGCUGCGGCUGCAGGCCAUCCAGAACCGCGUCAACCACCAGUGCCUGCAGGGCCUGCAGGGCUGCGGCCAGCCGGGCGCCCUGCCCUCCGCCCUGCGCAAGUGGCUGCAGUGCACGCAGUUCAAGAUGGCACAGGUGGAGAUCCAGUCUUCCGAGGCGGCCUCGCAGUUCUACCCCAUGUGACCCGCCCCUGCCCCGCCCUGCCCGCGGGCCAAGCCACGCCCGUCUGCGCCAUCGCAUAAACACCAGACAUCCCCUCGCCCCGGCCGCUCCGGCCGUCGCUCGGCCUAGCGUUUGACUUUCGGUGUCUCGGUGUACAAGCCCCCUCCCGCCCCCCCCAAAUCAAACUAGACAUCCGCUUGUGUGUCGGAGGCACCCAGCGCAUGCUGUCGGCAGCCUCGAGGUCAAAGCAAUAGAAUGGUGUGACAACGCCAAAGCCAUAGGGAUCGAAGCACUCAGACAUCACACUCCAACACUUGCUUAUCAGAGUGCGGGUCAGGCGCGGGCAGCAGAAAAUCCUGCUUUAUCUGGUGUUGCGGUUAAAAAUGGUGGCAGCUUAAAGGUGUCCUCCCCCUUCAGAUAAGCCCUUAGCGGAGUCAGGGAGAUUGAGUUUGAAAGCAGAGCCGAAGUGAUUGCCUGUGUGUUUAGAAGGUAUAAUACGCUCUGGACUGUAUCUCAUCAGCAGAAAGGUAACAGGCUUGGAUAGGAGCCCUGGACAGUACCACAGUGCUCUAACAUGUAAAUAUCCAUAAUCUGCAGAACCACUAGCAGCAGUGACACCCGCAGCACACGAGGACAGUUCAGUCCCUGUGUAAUGGUAGGAAGGGACAUUAUGCACCCGGCCGUGUUUGCUUUGAGAAGUGCUCUGUAUUCAUAUGCAUCCUGGAUACUGAUGUAUUUUUUGCCUUUUGUCGUUGCUGUUGUGGUUGGUUCAA
Megalops cyprinoides (Indo-Pacific tarpon) is the source of this 9080-nucleotide messenger RNA. RefSeq names its product protein unc-79 homolog. The transcript is spliced from 51 exons. The record is from RefSeq and is a predicted model, not a curated record. Gene Ontology annotation, molecular function: protein binding. Bases 247 to 8328 code for a protein of 2693 amino acids. NCBI's taxonomy places the organism in Eukaryota, Metazoa, Chordata, Actinopteri, Elopiformes, Megalopidae.